UUCAAAGUGCAUGAAGUUAGAAUCCACAUGCAAAACUAUCUUCAAAAAGAGAGUGACUGAAUUUUAGAGAGAGAAACAAAAAUCCGUCAGAAUGGGCAGCUUCUUGUACAUUGCUAUACUUGUUGGCAUAAUCUCAGCCGUUCAUGCCUGCCCGCCAUCUGAUCGGGCAGCAUUAUUAGCUUUCCGAGCUGCCCUGAAUGAACCUCACUUGGGAAUUUUCAAUUCAUGGCAAGGUUACGACUGUUGCCAUGAAUGGUACGGGGUGAGUUGUGAUCCCAUAACUCACAAGGUCGCUGACAUCAACCUCCGAGGAGAAUCAGAGGAUCCGCUCUUUGAAAAAGCUCAUCGGACCGGUUACAUGACCGGAACGAUCUCUCCAGCUAUAUGUAAUCUAGAAAGGCUAUCAAGCCUUACUAUUGCUGAUUGGCAGGGCAUUACUGGACCUAUACCAUCAUGUGUCACGUCCUUACCAUUUCUACGUAUCAUCGACCUGGUUGGGAACAAGCUCACCGGACCAAUCCCCUCUGACAUAGGUCGAUUGAGUCGACUCACCGUGUUAAACGUAGCCGAGAACAGACUUUCUGGUUGGUUCCCUCGUUCCUUAACCAAUUUAUCAUCUUUAAUGCAUUUAGAUCUCCGAAACAACAGCUUAUACGGAACGUUACCAACAAAUUUCGGGAAAUUAAGGAUGCUAAGUCGAGCUUUACUAAGUCGAAACAGGUUAACAGGUCGUAUACCAUACUCCAUUUCUUAUAUCUAUAGGCUUUCUGAUUUGGAUCUUUCUUUGAACAAGCUCUCUGGUAGCAUACCUCCAUCUCUCGGAAAUAUGCACGUACUUGCAACAUUAAAUCUUGAUGGUAACAAUAUUUCUGGUACUAUACCACCUAGUCUGAUUAAUUCUCGUAUCAACAUUUUGAACUUGAGCAAGAAUGCUAUUGAAGGGUACAUUCCUGAUUCAUUUAAUGAAAGAUCCUACUUUAUGGUAAUGGAUUUAUCUCACAACAAGUUAAAAGGAAGGAUUCCAAAAUCAAUGUCGUCGGCAACAUUUAUUGGUCACCUUGAUGUUAGUCACAACCACCUAUGUGGGCAGAUUCCGGCAGGUUCUCCGUUCGACCAUCUUGAAGCUUCAUCUUUUACUUAUAAUGAUUGCCUCUGUGGGAAGCCCCUUAAACCUUGUCAUUAAUUGUAACUGCUACGAUUAGGGACACUUAAUUUUCUCUUCUUAUUUGUUUUUUGAGAUAUAAUUUUAACACUAUAUAUGGUGAGUAUGCUUGUAUUAUGUGAUACUCGAGUAAAGAGUGUUUAGCAGAGAUGUAAUUUUAAAUGUAUAAUUGUGCCUUGGGAUUUAUAAAAGCUUUCUUUUAUAUA
This is a messenger RNA of Capsicum annuum, 1368 nucleotides long. RefSeq names its product DNA damage-repair/toleration protein DRT100. The transcript has a single exon. The record is from RefSeq and is a predicted model, not a curated record. NCBI's taxonomy places the organism in Eukaryota, Viridiplantae, Streptophyta, Magnoliopsida, Solanales, Solanaceae. Gene Ontology annotation, molecular function: protein binding. The coding region runs from base 92 to 1183 and encodes 363 amino acids.